This is a messenger RNA of Triticum dicoccoides, 2215 nucleotides long. RefSeq names its product DEAD-box ATP-dependent RNA helicase 12-like. Lineage: Eukaryota; Viridiplantae; Streptophyta; Magnoliopsida; Poales; Poaceae. The record is from RefSeq and is a predicted model, not a curated record. Bases 151 to 1728 code for a protein of 525 amino acids. The transcript is spliced from 10 exons. Gene Ontology annotation, molecular function: ATP binding; RNA helicase activity; nucleic acid binding.
GUCUACAUUUCGAAACCGAGCGCUUCUGGAUCGGAUCCACCGCGUCCAAAGCCCAAAAGCGAAACCCACGCCCUCCGAAAGGGGCAAACCGUCGGAACCCUAGAUCCGUCGCGCCUGGUCGCCCCCAGCUCCAAAACCCUAGAUCCCGCCAUGCACCACCCGAGGGCCCGGUACCCGCCCGGCUACGACUACGGCGGCGGUGGCGGCGGCCGCGGCGGUAACGGCGGCGGCGGAGGCGGUGGAGGAGGUGGCGGCGGGAACCAAAACUACUACGGCGGCCGAAACCCGCAUCCCCAGCACCACGAUUACCAGCAGCAGCAGCCGCACGCGCAGAGGAACUCGUUCCCGCAGCAGCAGCAGCAGCAGCACGCGCAGAGGAACUCGUUCUCGCAGCAACAGCAGCAGCAGCAUCAGCAACAACAGCAUCAGCAGUGGCUGCGGCGGGACCAGGCCGCGGCCCAGGCGUCAGGAGAGGGUGCGGCCAGGACGGUGGCGCGACUCGGCGCGGUGGACACGAGCUCUCAAGAUUGGAAGGCACAGUUGAAUAUUCCAGCUCCAGAUACUCGUUUUAGGACAGAGGAUGUUACUGCAACGAAAGGCAACGAGUUUGAAGAUUAUUUUUUGAAACGUGAGCUACUUAUGGGAAUAUAUGAGAAGGGAUUUGAAAGGCCAUCUCCUAUUCAAGAAGAAAGCAUUCCAAUUGCUCUAACUGGAAGUGAUAUUCUUGCAAGAGCGAAAAACGGCACCGGGAAGACCGCUGCAUUUUGCAUUCCAGCACUCGAAAAGAUUGACCCAGAGAAAAAUGCCAUACAAGUUGUUAUACUGGUACCAACAAGGGAACUAGCUCUGCAGACUUCACAAGUUUGCAAAGAGCUUGGAAAAUACCUGAAUAUUGAAGUUAUGGUUAGUACUGGAGGAACCAGCUUGAAGGACGACAUUAUGCGUUUGUACCAACCUGUUCAUUUACUCGCCGGGACACCUGGCCGUAUACUAGAUCUUACCAAGAAGGGCAUUUGUAUGCUGAACGAAUGUUCAAUGCUCAUCAUGGACGAGGCAGACAAGCUGUUAGCUCCUGAGUUUCAGCCUUCCGUGGAGCAACUCAUUCGUUACCUUCCAGCUAGUCGGCAACUAUUGCUGUUUUCUGCAACCUUUCCUGUAACUGUCAAGGAUUUUAAGCAGAAAUACCUACCUAGACCCUAUGUUAUUAAUCUGAUGGAUGAACUAACACUGAAAGGGAUCACACAAUACUAUGCCUUCGUAGAAGAAAGGCAAAAGGUUCAUUGUCUGAACACGCUUUUCUCAAAGCUUCAAAUAAAUCAGUCUAUUAUAUUCUGCAACUCUGUUAAUAGAGUUGAGCUACUGGCAAAGAAAAUCACUGAACUUGGCUAUUCGUGCUUCUACAUUCAUGCUAAAAUGUUGCAAGACCACCGAAACCGGGUGUUUCAUGAUUUUCGGAAUGGUGCUUGCAGAAACCUUGUUUGCACAGAUCUUUUUACCAGAGGAAUUGACAUUCAAGCUGUUAAUGUUGUCAUUAAUUUUGACUUCCCCAAGACUGCUGAAACAUAUUUGCAUAGGGUUGGUCGUUCUGGAAGAUUUGGACACCUUGGUUUGGCGGUGAACUUAAUCACUUAUGAGGACCGUUUCAACAUGUAUAGGAUUGAGCAAGAACUUGGGACAGAAAUAAAAACAAUACCUCCACAGAUUGACCUGGCGGAGUAUUGCCAAUGAUCAGUUUAACAGUUUUAGAAGCAUAUCUUUUAUGAAAACAUCAUUAGGCAAAUAUACCAGAUGUACAUAGCACCUCAUCAAGGUUUUAUUUGGUGCCUUGGUGAUGCAUCCAAGCUUCUAUUUCCAUCAGUGGAGCGAGUGUUCUCUGCUGGCACCGGUGCUAAUCAUUCGACUGUGGAGAUGCACAUUCGGCUGCUUUGAGAUUCAGAACUAUUGGCAACCCAAACAUUAUUUCUUGCUGCAUGCAUCUGCCCAGGAUUGCCUUGCAUUUGUUUUCUAGUUUCUGUUCUGGUUGUGUCAUGCUGGGAUUCUGUUGCUUGAGAUUGUACCAUCAUAUUGCGGCAUUUUUCUUGUUUUACUUUACUUCAUUCUGUUCGUACAAAUAGCUAUAUUUCCUGUACUUGAUUCCUUUCGUGUUACUUUCGGCCGUUCUUUGUGUAGACCAUUAACCUCAAUUAUUUUCCUUGUAUCCUCAAUAUUUGUCUUC